GGAGCCGCACCCCAAAAGGUGCCAUGGGGUAAAUCUCAUCUCGCCGCUCCAGCUUUCGCUCGUCUCUCACUUGGACGGGGGAGGAGGUUUCACCGUCUCGCUCUUCACUUUUCGACCUCUCAACAAGAAGAUCGAGAGCGAGGGAGGAAAAAAGAGUAAGGAUAAAAGUUCUACUUGGUCGGGUUUCUCCUCUUCCUUUUGAGGCUUCCCCUUUUGACCGCAAAAAGGUAGGGAGGACGAUGUUCUCCGGUCUGAUCCAUCGACCGGAAGCUUCGGUUCCGCCACCCGAGGAGGGCCACCACAGCCCUAACCUGGUCCUCACGGCGGACCCCAAGCCUCGUCUCCGAUGGACGGCCGACCUCCAUGAGCGCUUCGUCGAUGCCGUCACCCAGCUCGGCGGACCCGCGAAGGCAACACCAAAGACUAUCAUGAGAACAAUGGGAGUAAAGGGGCUUACACUUUUUCACUUGAAGAGUCAUCUUCAGAAGUACAGAUUAGGGAAGCAAUCAGGCAAAGAAAUAGCAGAGCAAUCUAAAGAUGCUUCUUACAUUACAGAAAAACCUAACAGCAGUGUUUCAUCUCCAAGAAUGCCUACAUCUGAUGUGAAUGAGGGUCAGGAAGUAAAAGAGGCCCUAAGAGCACAAAUGGAAGUGGAAAGAAGGCUUCAUGAACAAGUGGAGGUUCAGAAACACGUGCAGAUUCGAAUGGAGGCAUACCAUAAUUAUAUUGAUUCCUUAUUAGCAAUGGCAUACAAGAUAGUGUCAGAGCAAAUUGCAUUGAGUGGCCUUGGAUCAGUGGGUGAUCUUCCAAACCUGGCAAAUGCAUUCAUAUGCUCCUUGUCUGAUCCCUCGAGUCAAUCUACGUUCCAUGAGUCAUCUGUGGGUUCAAUCAAGUUGCACAGUGCUGGAGGCAAGCAUUCUCCUCCAUCAGCGAUUGAGUGUCAGUUCAACCAACAGGAGCCACUGAAACACGAACCAUGCUGAAGAAAGUUGGAGGUCCACCAGAAUCAGUUGAUACUCUGUAUCUUGUUAGUGGUUGUUUUCUACUACAUUUUGAAGGAAAAGCUAUCAAGACGAUUUGGAAGUAACUUGUGACUCCUUGAAUAUUGUGUUAAGAAAUCUCACCUGCAUACUUCUGUAUUGGAUUGACUUUGCUGUUGCUAAGACACUUUGGUACAUGCUAUAUUCAAUGUAUUCCUGUGA
Molecule: messenger RNA, 1202 nt
Organism: Musa acuminata AAA Group (dessert banana)
Lineage: Eukaryota; Viridiplantae; Streptophyta; Magnoliopsida; Zingiberales; Musaceae
Product: protein PHR1-LIKE 2
Exons: 6
Coding region: 240-983 (247 amino acids)
Molecular function (GO): DNA binding; DNA-binding transcription factor activity
Source: RefSeq, a predicted model, not a curated record